This is a messenger RNA of Amphibalanus amphitrite, 3619 nucleotides long. It is a transcript of the gene Src42A, whose product is annotated as tyrosine-protein kinase Src42A-like. The coding region runs from base 406 to 2004 and encodes 532 amino acids. Lineage: Eukaryota; Metazoa; Arthropoda; Thecostraca; Balanomorpha; Balanidae. Gene Ontology annotation, molecular function: non-membrane spanning protein tyrosine kinase activity; signaling receptor binding; ATP binding. The transcript is spliced from 7 exons. The record is from RefSeq and is a predicted model, not a curated record. Gene Ontology annotation, cellular component: extrinsic component of cytoplasmic side of plasma membrane. Gene Ontology annotation, biological process: protein phosphorylation; innate immune response; cell surface receptor protein tyrosine kinase signaling pathway.
GUAAUAUUUUGUAUUUUAGUAAUGUUUAAUGCAUUUUUGUAGCCAACUUCUAGCCUCUUUAUGUUAAUGACGUCAUAUAUUUUAUUUUAUAUUAGACAAUUAAGGCGCAACAGAAAGUGUACACAACUUUUUGGGGAAAGGCUUGCUUGUCGUGCACAAAGGGCGCGUGAAAAUUUGGAAUUUUGGGGUUUUUGGUGUGCCGUGGUGUUUGAUGCGAGAAACCCGAAGUACAUUUUUUUGUGAAAGAAGAAGUGCUUUUCUUAGAUGUGUGACAAUCAAGCAUAAUCGUUCAGUAUUUUGCUUGAUUUGUGUCUUACAUUUGUGGUCUUCCAAGUGUUUCAGUUCAUUGGUUCCUACAGUUUUAUAUUAAACCUGCUAAUGGUUUGUGGAUUCUGAUGUGGCGAGAUGGGAAGCUGUUUUAGCAAGGAAAAGGCUGGGAGGAGAGAUGGGUUCCCUGGGCCAGCUCCAGCUGACAGGCAUGGAAUUCACACAGCGUCACUAACAAACGUGGCCAGUACGCAUCCAAAUACGAGCAGUCAGCUUGUUCAGGAGCCCAGUGAUGCUGGAGGAAGAUACAUCACAGAGUCACGUGUGAAUGGUCCACCAUUGCCAUCUGUGCCAGAGAACAAUCCUACAGCGAUUGGCAAUCUCAAGCUGUUUGUUGCACUGUAUGAUUAUGAUGCAAGAACAGAUGAAGAUUUGAGCUUCAGGAAGGGUGACCAUCUAGAAAUAAUAAAUGAUACUCAGGGAGACUGGUGGUAUGCAAGGAGCAGAACCAAUCACCGUGAAGGUUACAUACCAUCAAACUAUGUAGCAAAAUUGAAAUCAAUCGAAGCAGAGCCAUGGUACAACGGCAAGAUCAAGAGGAUCGAGGCGGAGAAGAAGCUGCUGCUGGACGAGAACGAACACGGCGCCUUCCUGAUCCGCGACUCGGAGUCGCGCCGCAACGACUACUCGCUCUCUGUGCGCGACGGCGACACGGUCAAACACUACCGGAUCCGUCAGCUGGACGAGGGCGGCUUCUUCAUCGCGCGCCGCACCACCUUCCGCACGCUGCCCGACCUGGUGGAGCACUACAGCCGAGACGCCGACGGUCUCUGCGUCAACCUCAGGAAGCCCUGUGUUAAGAUCGAGAAGCCGGUGACGGCCGGUCUGUCGCACGACACGCGCGACCAUUGGGAGAUUGACCGAACCUCGCUCAAGUUUGUCCGCAAACUGGGCCACGGCCAGUUCGGAGAGGUCUGGGAGGGACUCUGGAACAACACCACGCCAGUCGCCAUCAAAACGCUGAAACCCGGCACCAUGGACCCGAAGGACUUCCUGGCCGAGGCGGCCAUCAUGAAGAAGCUGCGGGACGCCAAGCUGAUCCAGCUGUACGCCGUGUGCACCCUGGAGGAGCCCAUCUACAUCAUCACUGAGCUGAUGAAGAACGGCAGUCUGCUCGAGUACCUGCAGGGCAACCGCGGCAAGGCGCUGAAGCUGAACCAGCUGAUCGACAUGGCGGCGCAGAUCGCUGCCGGCAUGGCCUACCUGGAGAGCCAGAACUACAUCCACCGAGACCUGGCCGCUCGCAACGUGCUCGUCGGCGAGACCAACGUCGUCAAAAUCGCCGACUUCGGCCUGGCCCGGCUCAUCAAGGAGAACGAAUACGAGGCGCGCGUCGGCGCGAGGUUCCCCAUCAAGUGGACGGCCCCGGAGGCAGCCAACUACAGCAAGUUCUCCAUCAAGUCUGACGUCUGGUCGUUCGGCAUUCUGCUGACGGAGCUCAUCACAUACGGCCGUAUCCCCUACCCGGGUAUGACGAACGCCGAGGUGCUGCACCAGGUGGAGCACGGCUACCGGAUGCCGGCGCCGCCCAACUGCCCGCCCCAGCUGUACGACAUAAUGCUGCAGUGCUGGCACAAGGACCCCAUGAAGCGGCCCACCUUCGACACCCUCCAGUGGCAGCUGGAGGACUUCUUCUCGCAGGACUCCACCGAGUAUAAGGAGGCGGCCGGGUUCUAGGCGGCCCGCGGCUGUCGCUGAUGUGUUCACUACCAUCGCUGGUGGCGCCCGCGCCGCUGCACCCGCGGCUGGUGCUUGUCACCAGUGGAUGAGCGGUGACAGCACCUCGGUGACGGGCGCUCGUGUGCGAGCAGAGAGGACAGGAGAGGCGGCUGACCGGACCGAGCGGUCCGCGCCGCCGAGACCAAAGGAGGACCGUACUUGCCGGGAUGUGGUGCCGAGUGAGAGGGGUGAGAGAGGUCAGUACGAGCGCCGGCGCGGCUGAGAGUGUGUGAGAGAAGGUGAGCGAGUGAGAGAGUGGGUGGUCAGGCGGCGCAGUGUCUGCCCAGCUGCGAGUGUCGGUCAAUAGUCGCGUGCUGCAUCCCCUUUUGGUGCGUAUGUAGAGUGUGAGUGUGUUUUUUUUCGGUUGCUGGCGUGGUGUGGGACUUGACUCAGUCCAAAGACAGGCUCUGUUUUAUGUGCUGCGAUUGGUGCUGAGGGGAGGACGGUGCGCUACUCUGAUGUGUAGGUGUGUGAUGUGUGCUGGUGUGUGUGCGCGGCUGAGCGCCCUGUGCCGGGCCGUGAGUUUGUGCCGAGUGUGUCUGUCUGUGUGUUUUGGUACGACGUAAGAGCGGAUCCGAGGGACCGCCGCGCACACUCAGAGCCGCCGGAGCGGGGUAGGUGUGCCUCACUCCGCCGCGCUGCCCGGUGCGCCCCGACCGACCUGGCGGCCGUCCGCCGCACCGGCGCCUCAAAUCAAAUCCGCCGCGCCGCCGCCGGCGCCUGGGGGGCGCCUCCACCGGCGAGACACCGCGCGCCGCCAGACAGUUGAUUUUGUACGCAGCGCCGGCCGGCCGGCCGGAUCCCAGCCUGCUCAUUGAUUCCGCUAUCCAAGCUAUUUUUGUACAUUGCCCUUUAUAGGUGAGCGCGAUCGGAGAGCUAGAGAUCGCAGCCGACUACUGAACGGAGACUGAGUUUUAUGUAGUUAUUAUGUUGUCACUUUGGUAUUCUUUUUAUGUCGUCUAUGGGUGGCUCGGAGUUAGGUGUACCAUGUCAGAAAAGGUGGACGCGGGAGGAGGGUCGCUCUGACCACCGACCGGCCACCAGCACAUACCGUUUAUUUGUAGCUAGUUUUCCGUCGCGGCGGCGGCGGCGCCUUUGGCCGCGCCGAGGUGCUCUCGAUAUUGUCCUGUGCCGCGGCGGCCCGGCUCCGCCGCUCGACCACCCUCCGUACCCGGCUUCAGUGCUUUGGACGCCGUCGGCCGCCGGACUGUCUCCUCCGGACCCUCCGCACGGCCCGGGGACCGGAGCCGCGCCCGCCCGCCCGCCUAUCCGCCGCCUGAAUGUACCAUUACCAAUAAGGUCUCCGCGAGAGAUGAUUCCCGUCAGCCGAGUGCCGCGGACCGAUGCACCGUUUCCGCUGACUUGUCGAGUUCCUGCUCCCCUGGUCGCGUGUGUCUCUGCGUCGUCAGAGGCGAGCUGUCGUCUGUAUAGACCACUCCUGUCUGUACCAGUCUGUCUGUCUGCCCCAUCAACGCUUCUAUGAUCGCCUCUUCGUCUAUGAUCGCUCGCUACUCCGCUGUCCUGUCCUGUCCGGUUAUUUUAGCGAUAGUCCAAUAAACACGCACACAGUGCA